UCGUGUGAUGUAUACAAACCUAACAUUUUGGUGUAAUAUAUAUUUUCAUAUUAUGAAUAGGAGUUGUGGAUUUUAUGUCGAUAAAACAAAGAUACACAAAAGACAACUAGAGGUCAACCUGCUGUUUACUAAUAUACCCUUAAAAUGAAUACAGACCUUUUUGAAGAAUCAAUGCAUGGCAACAUUAGUGAAGUAGAAUCUCUAUUAGAGAACGGUGCAAAUCCAAAUCAUUUCUCUGCAAAUGGCUUUACAGCGCUUCACACUGCAUCUGAACUUAAUCAUGGAGAUGUUGUCCAAAUGCUUCUUGAAAACGGUGCCGAACCCAAUGUUAUGUCAUCCGAUGCAAGUAAAAUAACCCCGCUUGGAUUUGCCUGUAACACAGGAAAUAUUGAUAUUGUUUCAAGACUUCUUAAAUACUCCGCUGAUGUCAAUCUUUGUGAUGAACACUGUGUUAGUCCUUUGUAUGCAGCCUCCCGUAGUGGCAAUUUUGAAAUAGCAAAACUUCUUAUUCAAAGUGGCGCCGAUGUAAACAAAGCCACAUUAGAGGGAUUUAAAGCUCUACAUACUGCUUCAGAAUUUGGUCAUGUUGAUAUUGUUAAUUUGCUUUUGAAUAAUGGAGCUGCAGCGAAUGAAAGUUCAAACAAAGGUAAUGUUUCACCACUUUAUUUUUCCUCAGCUAAUGGACAUGUUGAAACUGUUAAGCUGCUUAUACAGUUUGGUGCUAAUGUAAAUGAACGAACGUCUAAAUCAUUUACGGCUCUUCACACUGCAUCAGAAAAGGGUCACAUUGCUAUUGUUGGAAUUCUACUAGAAAAUGGAGCAAACCCAAAUAUACUAUCCGCAUGUACAAAUAGAACAUCACCACUUCACUUAGCUUGUAGUAAUGGCCACAAAAGCAUCGUUGAAGAUUUGUUAAAACACGAAGCUAAUAUAAACACGUCAACCGCACAGUGUGUAUCGCCUUUAUAUACUGCUUCCCAAAACGGUCACACAGAAAUAGUUGAAUAUCUUUUGCAAAACAGAGCAGACGUGAAAAGACGCUGUGUAAAUGGAAAUACUGCUCUUCAUACAGCUUCUGAAAGGGGUCAUUUAAGUAUUGUAAAUACUCUUCUGGAAAACGGUAGCCAGAUAAACUUUCAAUCAAGUUCCGGAUCUACUCCGCUUUAUUAUGCAUCUGCGAACGGUAGAAAUGAAACUGUCAGUCGACUUAUUCAGCUUGGUGCUGACAUAAAUAACCCCACUGUGACAGGAUGCACUCCUCUUCAUGGCGCAGCUGACCACGGACACAAGGCUGUUAUUUCUGGUCUUCUCGCUAAUGGCGCAGAUGUCAAUCAGCAGACCGAGGGUGGAUUAACUGCAUUGUACUUUGCCGUACGUAAACCUGAUAUCGAAGUCGUAAACAUUUUACUUCGACACAAUGCUGAUGUCAAUUUGUGCACUGUCCAAGAUUUUAGUCCUUUACAUGCUGCGUCAGAACUUGGGCAUUUAAAUCUGGUUCAAGCUCUUAUCCAGAAUGGAGCAAAUAUGAAUCAUCAAUCGAACACAGGUAUCACUGCAUUAUACUUUGCAUCAUCAAAGGGACGGAGUAAUAUUACCGAGUAUUUACUUAGGAAUGGGGCCAGCCUUAAUAUUUACACAGUGCAGGGAUUCAGUCCACUGCACACAGCAUGUGAACAAGGUCAAAUAGAAGUAGUGAAAGUUCUAUUAAAACACAACGCAGACCCAUUUCAUUGUACAAAUGGAGGUGAAAAUGCCUUUACCUUUUCAUUAAAGAAACAACAUUUUCUUAUAUUACUGUCAUUGAUACAAAACUGUGCUUUAAGUAGAAAAUACAUUUUUCUUGCGUUAGCUGGAUUUAUUUCGUUGAUAUUGGCCUUUUUGUAUGAAUAGACGAACGAGUAUAUGAUACACAUAUUAUUAAAAUCAAAAACGUUGUAAAUAUUAGUUUAAUUAUAUUACUGGAUUCUUAUGUUUGAUUUGAUAACUGUGUUAUUUAACGGGAAAGCAGAAGUAUUUAUUCAUCCCUAGACGACAAUACUAACACGUUUUGAAUUUAACACGUUUCAUAAUAAUAUGAAUGAAAAGCAGGACAAACAGUUAUACCGACUUUUAGUACUCUUUUAAUCUGUUUUAUAAGUACAGUCAAAUAAUGGUAUGUUAAUCUUCAAAUGGUCAUUGUUAAUACAUGUAAUAGUAUCCGUUACAUUCGUCCUCUUACAUCACGUUUAUUAAUAUUCAGAAGCCUUUUAUAAUGAUAGUCAUGAUUUGUUUUUUACUUGCUUUUAAAAUUCAUAUAAUAGUAAAUAUGAACAGUGGUGUUAUUCAUGGAAGAAUAACGAUUCUUAUCCCCGGCUUAGUAUAUUUCUAGGAUUUUGAUUGGCUAAUGCAAGUCCUUACGAAUCCCAGAGCCUCUGGGUGUUGCUAACCCAUUUACACAGGCGUUCCUACCCAUUAUUCCUAUAUCUUCACACACGUUUACCUUAGUUCCCUGGUUGCUCCUUGUCAAAUUAUAAAAAUUCUGUAGAUUAUCCAUUAUGUCUGUAAUCAAAUAUUUAAUUUAUUAACAAUUUCGUUCUAUACUGGAAAUAAUUUGCAAUCAUUUCAGUAAUUACAUCACUUGGCUGCCACAUUUUCAAGGAAUGGGACUUCUGACCCAGCUAUGUAAAUAGCCCACGUUAACGUCACACCAUCUUCUCACGUACUUCUCACAAUAUUGAGAACCAAAUUUGAUUCAUUCUAGUUUCUCUGUCCCCUGAUUAAAAACGUCUUGCAUUUGAAUACCUGUAUGUUUCUAUCAAAGGCAGU
Messenger RNA from Mytilus trossulus (common blue mussel), 2805 nucleotides. RefSeq names its product ankyrin-3-like. The transcript is spliced from 2 exons. Bases 145 to 1890 code for a protein of 581 amino acids. Gene Ontology annotation, molecular function: protein binding. The record is from RefSeq and is a predicted model, not a curated record. NCBI's taxonomy places the organism in Eukaryota, Metazoa, Mollusca, Bivalvia, Mytilida, Mytilidae.